GCCAUCCAAUUGCUAUUUGCCAUUAUCAAGAGAGCAGAAACAUGAGUUCCAGAGCACUUAGAAGACUGGAGAGGCAGAGGGAGACACUUGCUUCUGAGGAAGCACCAGAGGUUGAUGAUGAGGUUGAAUACCAACAUCCACCACAGCAACAGAAGGCGAAGAAGAACCUGUUUGCCCUGAUUGGAGAUAACUCUGACGAUGACGUUGAUGACCAUGCCAGGGAUGACACAGAUGAAGCUGUGAAGCCUGAGCCUAUGAAGGUUUCACUACCUACAAAGUCUCAGAAAAGGAAGAACAAGAAGAAGGCAAAGGCGCAGGUUGCAAAGGAAGACUCCGAGGAUGACUUUGAUAAAGUGUUAAAAGAAUACGGAAUUGAGCCAGAACAAGCCAUAGAUACCACACAGGAGCUCGAUAUGGAUGAAGAUGAUGAAGAUGACACCGCCCACUUCAUAUUGGACCCAUCUUUUAGAUUCUUCACCCCAAAGAAACAGGUGAGGUGUGCCAAACUGCUGUCCGUCGACACCAAGGACUUGGACCCGGAUAAUGAGUUCAAGAAAUUGUUUGGUAAGUUGUCACAAGAGGCAAUUGACGAUGCCAACUCUACAACUUCGACGUCUAUACCACCUGAGGAUCUACAAAAGAUCAGGAGAAUGGCUAGAAUCGUUAGAGGCUGGGGAGGUCGUGACAGAAGAUCUAUACCAGGUACUACUAGAAAGCUAGUAUUGACAAAGAUCAGAGACGAUUGGAUACCAACUCAAAAGAAAGAUAUGACCAUGGAAGAGCUUACUGCUAGGGAGAUUGUGCAGGACAGAUUGUCCACAAGCGAAGAUUGGAUCGAUGUUAUUAAUAACGACGUCACCACUGAGUUGAAAUACGGCAUCAAGUAUUACAAAUUUGAAAGAGGUGAGGACUCAAAGAUGGCAAACUCUCAAUUCUUUGCUUCUGUUGUUCUUAGACCUAAUCAUGAAGCAGUGGCCCAAUUAUUGGGUAGAUACCCUUACCAUGUCGAAACCAUCCUUCAAGUCGCACUGAUACUGAUCAGACAAGGUGACAAGUCUAACUCGAAUGGGUUAGUGGAGCGUGCACUCUUUGCUUUUGACCGUGCCUUUAAACAAUCGUUUGAAAUAGGCAAUGGUCUCUCGAGACUGCCUUUCAAUUAUUACUUAAACCGUGAGUUUUACCUUGCCAUCUUCAGGUACAUCCAAGUCCUGACUAAAAAAGGUACACACUACACUGCGUUCACAUAUGCCAAACUCCUUUUGUCAUUAGAUCCAUCAGAAGAUCCAUUUGGAGUGAGAUAUUUCAUAGAUUUUUAUGCAUGUAUUGCUGGCGAAUUCCAAUGGCUCGUGGAUUUCGUCAACAGUGCGUUGGUCAAGACGUAUACGAACUGGUAUACUCCAGGACUGGCGUAUUCGUGUCCAUUAGCACUCCUCUCUUUGGGGAAACAUAAGGAGGCGAAGGAGGCUUUACAAAGAGCCUUUGUUGCACACCCGUAUACUGGUUAUAAACUAUUGGAGAGCAUUGGGUUGGCCGAUGACAUCCCAGUGAACGACUAUUCUGUUUUCGAAGUUGGGCCUGAGAUAGAGGCCACUACAACUGCAUACCUACUACAGGCUCCUGCUAUUUGGAAGAAUGCCCAGGAUCGUACCUUCCUACACGACACUCUACUGGAGUUCAUUCGCAGUGAAAUAGCCCUCGACAACACCAGAGAGAAAAAUGGCCUAAUACCAAACAACUUCAUCAGAUUUGCCAUCUUAUCCGAUGAAGGUAAAGUCAUGGCAAAGAUUCCAAAGGAAUGGUGGGAGGAGAAUGAGAUCUUUGAGUAUGACAUUUUACCACCAAAAGUUGGAAACGUUGAGAGAUUGGAAGAUUUCAUAGACGAUCGUAUCAUGAACUCGUUCACCGAUGACGAGCACUUGAUGGAGAUGGUAAGAAACAUGAGUCUACAAGAAUUGAUCGACAAUGCACCACAUGAUUAGACCUCUUGAAUACUAUAAGAAGACAUAUAUAAACCUGUCAUUGAUUGGUUAAGUAGUGGCCCAUACUUAAUGGCAUCAACACCCGGACACC
Molecule: messenger RNA, 2070 nt
Organism: Williopsis jadinii
Lineage: Eukaryota; Fungi; Ascomycota; Saccharomycetes; Phaffomycetales; Wickerhamomycetaceae
Gene: RQC1
Product: Rqc1p
Exons: 1
Coding region: 42-1979 (645 amino acids)
Biological process (GO): rescue of stalled cytosolic ribosome; ribosome-associated ubiquitin-dependent protein catabolic process
Cellular component (GO): RQC complex
Source: RefSeq, a predicted model, not a curated record